Molecule: messenger RNA, 3075 nt
Organism: Scheffersomyces amazonensis
Lineage: Eukaryota; Fungi; Ascomycota; Pichiomycetes; Serinales; Debaryomycetaceae
Gene: PSY2
Product: Psy2p
Exons: 2
Coding region: 412-3075 (887 amino acids)
Biological process (GO): DNA damage response; protein dephosphorylation
Cellular component (GO): protein phosphatase 4 complex; nucleoplasm
Molecular function (GO): protein phosphatase activator activity
Source: RefSeq, a predicted model, not a curated record
GUCUGGCCGAGUAGCCUAAGAAAAAUCCCACUAGGGACGGAAAGGACCGCACACAACCAUAACCAAAAGUACUACAUCGAUAGUUCGAGUUCGUAAAGGUCUUAUAGGACCAGUGUAUCAUAUAGUGGUUGUUAGUGGAUAGGAACGAGUUUUUCAUUGCAGUGCAUCCAUAGCCGCAAUUAUUCAUUUCUUGUUUAAGGAGUUUGUUAGUCUUGUAUUAUUAUUAUCAGUUACUAUUAUUAUCAAUAUCAUCAUUAUAUCAUUUAUCAUUUAUUCAAUUUCAUAAUUCUUCUAUUUCUUCUAUUUAUUACUAUUACUUUAGUUCAUCCCUAUAUGGUUUUCAAUUAGUAUUACAAAUCAAUUUACUAUUAUUAUUACUAUUACUAUUACUAUUACUAUUAGCGUAUCAUAAUGGAGUCAAGUCAAUCUCAGAUACUAGAUAUUAAUCAAGAUAAAGUUCAACUAGCAGGGGUAACUCCGAGGCGAGUUAAAGUAUAUUUAUUACAAGGAGAAGAUUGGUCAGAUAAUGGAACUGGUUAUUGUGUUGGAGAAAUUGAUGAAUCAACUAAAAUUCCAUAUUUCUUAGUUCGUAAUGAACAAGAUUCUCAAGAUAUAAUUCUUCAAUCAUUUUUAGAAGGUUCAAUUCAAUAUCAAAGACAACAAGAAACUUUAAUAGUAUGGACAGAUGUAUCAGGUAAAGAUUUAGCCUUAUCAUUUCAAGAAGUUGAAGGAUGUGCUGAUCUUUGUGAAUUUAUUAUAAAAGUUCAACAAGAACAAUAUAGUCCUGAUAUUUCAUUAUAUUAUGUAAUACCGAGUCUUACUGAAGGUGAAGAUAUAACUGAAUUAAUUACUGGACCCGUAACAUUUCCUCCUGAUCCUAAUUCUAAUAAUAUUGAUUCAAUAUUAGAUUUAUUAACUCAAUGUGCAAAUUAUCAAUUUAAACGAUUUAGAAUGCUGAAAUUUAUUAUUGAUACUGAUUUUUUUAUUAAAUUAGUUGGAGUAUUUGAACAAGCUGAAAAUUCUAAAAGUCUUAAUUGUUUAUUUUCAUUAUUUGAAAUUAUAAAGGCAUUAAUAUUAUAUAAUGAAAGUUCAUUAAUUGAAAAUUUUUUAUCAACAGAAGAAAGAAUUUUUGCUUUAUCAGGAAUUCUUGAAUAUGAUCCAGAAUAUCCAAGUUUUAAAGCAUGUCAUCGAGAUUUUUUAAAGAAUAAAUCUUUUAAAACCGUUAUACCAGUUGAAAAAUUAAAGAUAUUUAAAAAGGAUUUCCAUUUAAAUUAUUUAAAAGAUGUUGUAUUAGCAAGAUUAUUAGAUGAUCAAACAUUUAAUUUAAUAUCUUCAUUAAUUUAUAUGAAUCAAGUUGAAAUUAUUAAUUAUUUAAAAGAUGCAAGUAUUUUACAAAAAUUAUUUAAAAUUUAUGAUGAAAAUGAUGAAAUUCUGAAACGAGAUGGAGUAAAAAUGUUACAUCAAUAUGUAUUAAUUGCCAAAGGUUUACAAACAUUUCAAAGACUGGAAUUUUUUUCAAUACUUGUAAAAAGUGGAUUAUUUAAAAUGAUUAAUUUUGCAUUAAAGGAUUCUGAUAGUAAAAUAAGAGUUCUUGGAACUGAAUUAAUUGUAAUAAUAAUAGAACAAGAUGUAUCAUUAGUAAAUUCCGUUGAUAAUGAAGAAAAUAUUGAUAAUUCUGAUCCUCCAGUAACUAAUCAUAUUAUAGAAGAAGAAGAAUCUCAUUUAAUAGAAAAUUCAACAGAAGGUAAAAGAUUAAAAUUAAAAUUAUCUGAUGAUAUGACAUUAAUUUCAAUACUAAGUAAAUUACUUGUUGAAGAUAAAAAUUCUGGUUUAAAAGUUCAAGCAUUUGAAGCAUUAAAAAUAUUAUUAGAUUCUAAUAUUGCUACUGGUAGUGAAAGUGAAAAUUCUGAUCCUUCAAGAUCUCCAUUUAAUCCUUUAAUAACUAAUAAAAUUUCUUCAAUUGAAAUUCCUAUUAGUAAUAAUAAUAUUAAUAAUAUUGAAUUUACUUCAGAAGAAUUUGAAGAUAUAAAUGUUAAAAAUUAUUUCCGAGCUUUUUAUUCUCAAGUAGCACCAAAAUUAUUUCAAAAUUUAAUAAAAUUAGCUGAAUUACCUGAAGAUUCAAUAAAUUCUGAUUCAGAAGUCAUUUUAAAAGUUAGAAAUGAUCAAUUAUUAUAUCAACAUUUAUGUGAAUUAAUUUCAUUUUGUACAAAAGAGCAUGAAAGUCAUAUAUCAAGACCAUUUUUUCUUGAAAAUAAUAUCUUAUUAGGUCUUGGAAGAUUAAUUACUAUUAAUUGUAAAACCAUUCUUAAAUUAAAUGCUAUAAGAUGUUUAAAAAGUUUAAUUAUACUUAAUGAUAAUUUUUAUACUCGAUAUAUUAUCAAUAAUAAUCUUUUACAUUAUUUCUUUGAUUAUUUUGAUAGUAUAGCUAAUGAAAAUAAUUUAGCAAAUUCUACAUGUUUAGAUUUUAUUGAAUUAAUUCUUAAAAAUUGUGAUGCAUCAGUUACAACAAAGAGACAAAAUUAUAAAUUAUUAGCCAGUUAUAUUUAUAAAGAUUUUAAAGAAUUUUGUGGUACUAAAAUUAAUCAUGUAAGUACUGGAAGAGAAUUAAUUGAUUUAGUUGAGAAUGAAUUUUAUGAUGAUUGUAAUUCAUCAAGUUUAAUGAAUGGAACAGAAACUUCUACAAAGAAUGAUGAUAUAAGUUUUGGAUCUGAUGAAGAAUUAUUAGAUCAUCAUGAUGCUUCUACUCCAAUUAAUGAAGAAGAAGAACAAGAAGAAGAAGAUAAUAUUAAUAUUAAUAUUAAUAAUAAUAAUAUUAAUAAUAAUAAUAAUAAUAAUAAUAAUAUUAAUAUUAAUAUUAAUAUUAAUAAUAAUAAUUCUUCAAUACUUGAGUCUGAUGAUGAUGGUAAUGAAGAUAGUUCACCCAUUAGUAGUACUAAAUCUAAUUCUAAAUCUAAUUCUAAAUCUCAUUCUAAUUCUAAUUCUAAUUCUAAUGCUAUAAAGAAAAAGAUUUCAUCUGCUAGUAAAAAAAUCGCUCUAAGUAUUAGAAGUAAAAAUAACGCAUCUAACGGUAUAUAG